Molecule: messenger RNA, 643 nt
Organism: Drosophila obscura
Lineage: Eukaryota; Metazoa; Arthropoda; Insecta; Diptera; Drosophilidae
Product: mastermind-like protein 2
Exons: 2
Coding region: 255-494 (79 amino acids)
Source: RefSeq, a predicted model, not a curated record
CAGCCAAGUAAAGAAAAUCUACCAUGAAAUAUCAAGAAAUAUCCAAAAUAACCCAACAAUCAGAGUAAAACUUUUCCUCAACGAAGUGCAAAAUUUUCUCUGUUAUACAGAAAGCCAGACCCCUCUCACAUAUACACAUACAUAUAUGUAUGUAUGUACACGCAUAUAUAUGGAGAGCAAUGUAUAUACAUGUAGGAAGGAUAUAUCUAUCGAAAAUAACUGAAUAAAGAAGGGAAAAGAAUAAAGCUACGCGAAUGUGCGCUUUUGGUUACUUAUUGUUUUUCGCCCUAUUGCUAACAACAAUUCUGGUGCUAUCCAUCAUAUUUGCCACGACCUCAAAGCGAUCCAUGUUGGACAGCUUUAUCCUCGUAUUCAAUUACACACAAGAACAACAGCCAGAACAACAGCACCACCAACCACAACAACAACAACAACAACACCAAGAGGACUAUCUGGAACAGCCACAAAUGUUCCUCAAACAGAAAUCCUUUUGAGUUGAAUAAAUAAAUCUUAGGUCAAAGUUUCGCUUAAAAAAAAAAGGGGAAAAAUUAAUUGGACUCGACUGUGUGCAAGUAAAAUAAUUUCAUUGUUCUACGGAAAACAGCAAAUAAAACAGUUUGCAAAUCAAAACAGUGCGGUAUUC